GGGCCGCGGCGGCGGCGGCGGCGGGCGGAUGUCGGGCUGGGCGGACGAGCGCGGCGGCGAGGGCGACGGGCGCAUCUACGUGGGGAACCUCCCGACCGACGUGCGCGAGAAGGACCUGGAGGACCUGUUCUACAAGUUCGGCCGCAUCCGCGAGAUCGAGCUCAAGAACCGGCACGGGCUCGUGCCCUUCGCCUUCGUGCGCUUCGAGGACCCCCGAGAUGCCGAGGAUGCGAUUUAUGGAAGGAACGGCUACGAUUAUGGCCAGUGCCGGCUUCGAGUGGAGUUCCCCAGGACUUACGGAAGUCGGAGUGGGUGGCCCCGUGGUGGGAGGAAUGGGCCUCCUACGAGAAGGUCUGAUUUCCGAGUCCUUGUUUCAGGACUUCCUCCGUCAGGCAGCUGGCAGGACCUGAAAGAUCACAUGAGAGAAGCUGGAGAUGUCUGUUACGCUGAUGUGCAGAAGGAUGGAAUGGGGAUGGUUGAAUAUCUCAGAAAAGAAGACAUGGAAUAUGCCCUGCGUAAACUGGAUGACACCAAAUUCCGCUCUCAUGAGGGUGAAACUUCCUACAUCCGCGUUUAUCCAGAGAGAAGCACCAGCUAUGGCUACUCACGGUCUAGGUCUGGGUCCCGGGGCCGUGAUUCUCCAUACCAAAGCAGGGGUUCCCCACACUACUACUCUCCUUUCAGACCCUACUGACACAGGUGAUGGGAAUUUUUUCUUUACGUUCUAGGUGAACUGAGUUGCUUUAGGCUCAGAAUCUACAUUCCAGAUUGAUGGUUUAGUGUCUUAGGAAAUUUUUUUAAUUUUUUUUAAAAAGGAAAUAAAACUACAUAAUUUCUACCAGGGCCAUAUUAGCAGUAAAACAUUUUAAACUGCAGAAAUUGUGGUUUUGGUUCAGAAACAAGUUGUAUAUUUUUCACCCCUGAUUAUGGGGGGG
Sorex fumeus (smoky shrew) is the source of this 935-nucleotide messenger RNA. It is a transcript of the gene SRSF9, whose product is annotated as serine and arginine rich splicing factor 9. The transcript is spliced from 4 exons. Gene Ontology annotation, cellular component: cytoplasm; nucleus; ribonucleoprotein complex. The record is from RefSeq and is a predicted model, not a curated record. NCBI's taxonomy places the organism in Eukaryota, Metazoa, Chordata, Mammalia, Eulipotyphla, Soricidae. Bases 29 to 694 code for a protein of 221 amino acids. Gene Ontology annotation, molecular function: mRNA binding.